AUGUCGGAGCGAGCAGCAAGGCUUGGGGAGACCAUGACUUCCUCCUCUGGUCUAGAGCUGUGUAGCGAUGUGGAAGCACUCAACCAAAGGUUGACGGAGCUCAGGCAGGAAGUCAACAUGAUGAAAACUGAGCAACAGUAUGCCACCAAUAGAUUAAAGUUCCUUCAGCUUUGGGCGAUGAUGGUGUCUGUCGCUGGUGUCCUGGCGCUUGUGAAAGUGACCAACAGUAAUUCUCAAUCGAGAAUGGUAAGCACGGCAGCAGUCGCAGGUGUGAAUGCUUUGCCUCCAUACUACUUCAUGUCACUUGGCUGUGUGGUUGGCAGCACAGUUGAGUUGUUCAUCUUGGGCCCGCCUUCUAUGCGCAAGAAAGAGAGGCACUGGACAGUGCAGCUCGCCCGCACAGCAUUUCAGCUGUACCUGCUGGUGUCGUUUGUGUACAAUGCAUAUGUUGACGUUUCCAAGACUGUGGAGUUUGCGGAGCAAGAAUUCAAAUUGGAGCCCAAGAAAGCAGUCGCUGCGUUGAACAUCGUGCAGGCGUUGUUCCUUCAUGUGGCGACAGGCCGCAAUGUGGAUGAUGCAGUCAAGAACUAUGCGUUACUUGCGCUCACAUUGUGCAACCUCAACUUCAUCCGGGGGCAUGAUCGUGAGGUGUUCAGAGAUCAAUCAUGGCUUGAGCAGAAUAGAUCAGAAGCACGGGACCUUCUCAUUGAGGCCAAUGGCCCCAUCUUCCACGCUUGGUUUGUGCUUUCAACGCCAUAUGUUUACGUGUGUAUGGCCAUGGCAGGGUGCGCGGUUUUGCCAAUGCUAGCGAUUUAUGCUUGGGUGGCUUUCCCGAUUGCGGCUCUUUUCCUAGUCCUUGUGGUGAUGGUGAUCAAGAUCGUCACUUUUGCAAAGGGAAACCCACACCCGGACCCAGAAUACAAAGAAAUAGAGGAGACAUAUGUCAUGCCACUGGAGGAAUCAGAGGAAAAUUUCAGUCACAUGCAAUUCAUUGGUUCCCUGGUGCCCGGGCUGGGAAAAUGGGGCUGGUCCAGAUAUCACUAUGAGCGUUCUGUCUUCGAAAGCACAAAGGUGUGUUUCUCAGCAUUCAGAUACUAUUUGUUCAUGACGCUGGUUUGCGAGGUCGCAGCGUCAUUCUUUUUGACUGUGGCUAUCCGCUUGCUCAACACUGGAGACUACAUGGGUGCCCUGCUCGAAACAGCAGGGGAGCGGCAUUGGUACAGUUAUCUCGAGACGAUGCAACAGAGUGCUCUCCGCUGGAGGGACUUCAUAUGGCGUGUCCUUUAA
Molecule: messenger RNA, 1287 nt
Organism: Symbiodinium sp. CCMP2592
Lineage: Eukaryota; Dinophyceae; Suessiales; Symbiodiniaceae
Source: the annotation of a GenBank genome assembly